UUUUUCUUAUCUCAUCUCAAUCGGAUCCACCAAACAUUCCCCUGCCUUACCGAACCAAGCUGAAGAAACAUCAAUUGAAACGCCAAACCCUUCCAUCGACCCAGUUGCUACGUCUCAAAAAACAAUUUUGCGUCUUCAAUACGACCUCAUUCUGGAUGUUUCAGCUAGGACCCAAAGACAAUAAAUAACGAGUACGGACGUUCGCGAAAAUUACAUGGCUGCGAUUACAAGAGAAUAACGGCCCACUCGGCGACUAAUUAUAAACCGUUCGAUAAUUUCGCCGCUUCAUCGGUUUUCUUUUUCUUUUGUUUCUUUCGCACCUACCUAGCAACGCCGGUCCGCUUCUAAUCUUAACGGUUCAAGGGCCUUGGGCUGAAUUUGCAGCUCCAGGCCAACGCCACUAAUUUAAUUUUUUUCUCUCUUCAUUUUUACUUUUUUUUUUCUUUCAAUUCCCAUCCAUCCCUGAGGGAGCUUGGCCUCUCCAACUUCAUCCGACUUCUUCAAGUACACCCAUUCACGACCAGCUAAGCGCAAAUACCGCCGCGAUGGCUUGGUCCAAAACUACCAGGAUCAGCGUUAUGCUGGCCAUCGAUAUCGUCUUCUUCCUGGUCGAAUUAAUAUCAGGCUUUCUCGUCCACUCCCUUGCUUUGAUGGCCGACGCGUUCCACAUGCUAAACGACAUCAUCUCGCUGGCUAUCGGAUUAUGGGCUGUGACUAUUUCCAAGCGAGAAACGACCAACAAAUUCUCCUACGGAUGGGUUCGCGCUGAAAUACUCGGCGCUGCCUUUAACGCUGUGUUCCUAAUCGCCCUAUGUGUCUCGAUCAUCCUCGAAGCAGUUACUCGGUUAAUCGAGCCUCAGGAAGUCGCGAACCCGAAACUGAUUCUCAUCGUCGGCUGCUUUGGAUUGGCAUCAAAUCUUGCCGGAUUCGUUGUCUUGGGAGGACACGGUCACGACCAUGGGGACCACUCCCACGAUGAGGAGCAUGAACAUGACCACGACCACGUCCAUAAACACGACGAUGUUAUCGCAGCCGAGGAAGGUAGAGCUACCGCAACGGAUCCGUUGAUAGACGAUAAUGGCCCUAUAUUGGAGGUCCUGCCGGAGACUGCGAUCGCUAGAGCACGAGCCGCAACCGCUUCACCCGAGACCGUUCGCCACAUCCAAUUCGAUCAAUCCGAGAGCGCAAAGAAGCCCAACCUUCACGAACGGGGUGGUAGCCGGGGAUCUAUACCUAGGGGAAGGGAGCGUCUGCGCGCAGGCAGUGUUAAGCACAACCGCCUCACUAGCAUUGACGACUUCAGCAUUCACCCGUCCAGUUUUCGUCAGGAUAUCAUCGAGCAUAGUAGAUCGGCCCAGAACGAAAACGACACGGAUGAGAGCUCCAUCGACGACGCCUCUAUCGAUUACAAUACUCGGGACGAGUCGGCUGUGGACGAGAAUACACCAUUGAUUGGAAGCGACCGUGUGACGGGUAAGGGAACCAUGGUUGAGGGCAAGCACGCGAGUCGAUCGAGGAGUUCGCACCACCACCGCGCUAGACGUGAUUCCGGAACGCACAGAGAGCAUCACCACAACAGACCAAAGUCUAAGUCUCGCAAGGGUCAUAGCCACGGCCACAACCACGCUGAUAUGGGCAUGAACGCUAUGAUCCUACAUGUCUUGGGCGACGCUCUGGGAAACGUGGGUGUCAUAGUUACGGCUUUAAUUAUCUGGCUUACCGACUGGUCUGGCAAAUACUACGCCGACCCUGCUGUGUCAUUAUUUAUUACUCUGAUCAUCCUGAAAUCGGCCCUUCCCCUUACUAAGGCGACGGCCCAAGUUCUUCUACAGGCUACCCCCGACCAUAUUAACCUCCAAGAUAUCAAGGAGGAUAUUCAGAAUCUCCCAGGUGUCAAGAGCUGCCACCACGUCCAUAUCUGGCAACUGUCGGAUACCAAGGUCGUUGCUUCGCUGCACGUACAAGUCGAGUUCCCCAUCACGGACGAGGGAGGCGAGAAGUAUAUGAAGCUGGCUAAGCAAGCGCGUAAAUGCCUCCACGCAUACGGCAUCCACAGCGCUACUAUUCAGCCCGAAUUUUGCCUUGAUCAAGAAUGCAAUAAUCCUGAUGAUAGCUCGAUGACGCUUGAUGGACAGGUAUCGCCCAAAUAUGGAGACGAUGUAUGUCUACUAGAGUGUGUAGAUAACUGUGUCGGACAAGGGUGCUGCUCUAUUCCGCAGGCCGCAUCAAAGGCUGGGUCUAGUCGAAGGUCUAGCCACUCAGCGGAUAGCCAUAACGGCGCGAGCGGAAGUGACCAUGGCCAUAACCACAACCAUGGACAUGGACAUAGCCACUAAACUGGUUAUAGAUACGGCGGAGCGGGACAAGAAUAAAAGAAAAAAUAGACGAAAAAGGAACAGCCACAUGCAUGCCUGAAGCACUUUUUGGAUUGGGUACUACAAAGUAGAUAGUACUCAUCAUCGGCGCCUUCGUGGGGGUCAGCUUCUUCAGGCUACAUAUGCUG
Molecule: messenger RNA, 2503 nt
Organism: Hypoxylon trugodes
Lineage: Eukaryota; Fungi; Ascomycota; Sordariomycetes; Xylariales; Hypoxylaceae
Product: cation efflux protein
Exons: 1
Coding region: 546-2336 (596 amino acids)
Biological process (GO): zinc ion transmembrane transport; intracellular zinc ion homeostasis
Cellular component (GO): membrane
Molecular function (GO): zinc ion transmembrane transporter activity
Source: RefSeq, a predicted model, not a curated record